AUGUAUGAGUAUAUGGAUGAACCUUCUGCAAUUCAAUUAUCUGAUUUAAAUGAAUAUAUCACGUGCAAAUUAUGUAAAGGUUAUUUAAUUGAUGCAGUCUCAAUAAUUGAAUGUCUUCAUCCAUUUUGUAAAUCGUGUAUUGUAAAGUAUUCAGAAGAGAAACGUGAUUGUCCUGUAUGUGGGAUUCUUAUUCACCAAAGUCAUCCCUUAAAUUAUAUGAGCUUUGAUCGAACUCUCCAAGAUAUAGUGUAUAAAGUUGUACCUGAUUUACGACAGAAAGAAAGACAGCGUCGAGAAUCCUUUUAUAGAUCAUUGGGGAAAACGCCACCUCCUACAGAGGAUUAG
Heterobilharzia americana is the source of this 345-nucleotide messenger RNA. NCBI's taxonomy places the organism in Eukaryota, Metazoa, Platyhelminthes, Trematoda, Strigeidida, Schistosomatidae. The record is from the annotation of a GenBank genome assembly.